This is a messenger RNA of Haliotis rufescens (red abalone), 2275 nucleotides long. Its product is annotated as multiple epidermal growth factor-like domains protein 10. The transcript has 15 exons. NCBI's taxonomy places the organism in Eukaryota, Metazoa, Mollusca, Gastropoda, Lepetellida, Haliotidae. The record is from RefSeq and is a predicted model, not a curated record. Gene Ontology annotation, molecular function: scavenger receptor activity. The coding region runs from base 113 to 2176 and encodes 687 amino acids.
GUCCGUUCCGACUCUCUCAGCCUGACAUGCCCGAUGACGACCUUUAAAUCCAGGAUGCACAUGCUGUAGUUGGUAGUUACACAGUACUCGCAGGUGGUCAGUGUGUUUCGGAAUGGAUGUAUCAUAUAUCAUUGCGAUAUGGUUUCUCCUGUUGCAGUGCAGGCUAAGCCUCGAAUGUGAGGCUGGGCGUUACGGUACUGACUGCAGCAAACAGUGCAAGGAGGGAUGUGACGGCCCAUGUGACAGUGUGGACGGCUCCUGUACCUGUAAACCUGGAUGGAGAGGAAAUACCUGUUCAAAAAAAUGUUAUCGUGGGCGGUACGGCCUUGGCUGUGCAGAGUGGUGUUCCAGUGGGUGCCAGCAGAGGAAGUGCCACCCAACAACUGGAUUUUGCCGUCGCAAAACCUGUAGCCCUGGCUGGAGGAACUCCGAUCCUGACCAUCCAAUGUGUGAUCAACGAUGUGAGGAUGGACACUAUGGAGCUUCCUGCAGAAAACGUUGCGCUGAGGGAUGUGAGGGGAACUGUCAUCGUGAGAGCGGCACGUGCACGUGCAAGGAAGGAUGGAAAGGGCCCAAUUGCUUGUUACGAUGUGAGGAUGGGCGUUAUGGGAAUGGCUGCAGAAAAAAAUGUAGUGAAGGCUGUAUCGACACAUGUAACAAUGUUAACGGCAGUUGUUCCUGCAAGCCCGACUGGGCGGGGCCGUUGUGCAGAGGACGGUGCGGAUCUGGGUGUGACGGACCAUGUGACCAAAUGACCGGCCACUGUACCUGCAAACGUGGCUGGUUUGGAUUGGUCUGUAGAGGAUAUUGUUCCGAGGGGCAUUAUGGACCAAGCUGUCGUAGAAAGUGCAGUGUUGGAUGUGUGGACACUUGCGACAGAGUAGAUGGCAACUGUACCUGUAAGCCAGGUUGGACGAGGGACACCUGCUCAUCACAUUGCGCAGAUGGUACAUAUGGCGAGGACUGUAGGUAUAAGUGCAAGGAGGGAUGCAAGCCCGAUAAAUGCAACCAUAUUGAUGGACACUGUACAGCUUGUGCAAGCGGUUGGACUGGAGAAACUUGUGAAACAGUUUGCCCGCCUGGUACAUAUGGGGAAAACUGUGGGCUGAACUGCUCUGCUGGGUGUGUCAACCAGACUUGUUACCGAGCUGAUGGCAGGUGUGACAAGUGUCUGCCUGGCUGGGAGAGCCGUCGCUGGAGCAUUGCAAGGUGCGACGAAAGGUGUUACCGAGGCACAUAUGGCGAGGACUGUAAGAAUAAGUGCAACGAGGGAUGCAAGCCUGAUAAAUGCAACCAUAUUGAUGGACACUGUACAUCUUGUAGAGGCGGUUGGACUGGUGAAACUUGUGAAACAGUUUGCCCGCCUGGUACAUAUGGGGAAAACUGUGGGCUGAACUGCUCUGCUGGGUGUGUCAACCAGACUUGUGACCGAGUUGAUGGCAGCUGUGACGAGUGUCUGCCUGGCUGGGAGAGCAAUCGCGGGAGCAUUGCAAGGUGCGACGAAAGGUGUAACCCAGGCACAUAUGGCGAGGACUGUAAGUAUAAGUGCAACGAGGGAUGCCAACCUGGUACAUGCAGCGCUACUGAUGGAACGUGUGGGUCAUGUGUGCUAGGGUGGACUGGAGAACACUGUGAAACAGCCUGCCCGCCUGGUACAUAUGGGGAAGACUGUCUGCUGAACUGCUCUGCUGGGUGUGUCAACCAGACAUGUGACCGAGUUGAUGGCACUUGUAACGUGUGUCUGCCAGGAUGGAACAUGGCCAAAUGCGACAACAGAUGUGACACGGGCACCUAUGGCCCUGACUGUAUGUAUGAGUGCAAUGAGGGAUGCCAGCCUGAGCAAUGCGACCCUUCUGAUGGGAAUUGUGGGUCUUACUGCAGAUCAGGGUGGACUGGAGCAAACUGUGACACAGUCUGCAUCCCUGGUACAUAUGGAGAAAACUGUCAGCUGAUGUGUUCUGUUGGAUGUGUUAACCAAACAUGUGACCGAGAAACUGGAGAAUGUGAUAUUUGCCAAUCUGGAUGGAUACAUCAGAACUUGAAUACAUCAAUGUGCGACGGAGAAGUCUUGAUGCAGACCAGUGGAUCAUGCUUGCCUCCCUUUGUCCUGUGGUCUUCCAUCACAACUAUCGUCACGGUCGGGGCUGCUGUACUGCGACCUGCCAUUCUUGUGUAAGGCUGUGAGAAAAUCUUAUUACAUGGCCAUGUGAUUAAUGUAUAUAUGAAUAUGGAAGUUCCUCGUCUGUCCUUGUCCUAUGUGAUAGGAAAGGAUGAA